Molecule: messenger RNA, 1604 nt
Organism: Vespa velutina
Lineage: Eukaryota; Metazoa; Arthropoda; Insecta; Hymenoptera; Vespidae
Gene: Urm1
Product: ubiquitin-related modifier 1
Exons: 5
Coding region: 130-411 (93 amino acids)
Biological process (GO): protein urmylation; tRNA thio-modification
Cellular component (GO): cytoplasm; nucleus
Molecular function (GO): protein tag activity
Source: RefSeq, a predicted model, not a curated record
UCCUCUUGUUCAGAUUAGAAUGCCGCAUGCGUGCGCGCUUGUGUGUUUACGGAAGCGUGCUACUGGAAAGUGUGCGGAUUAUUGAGAAAAUAAAGAAAAGAAAGGAAAUAGGAAAUCGAAGAAAAAAAAAUGCCUUCCGAAAAUAAAUCUCUACCAAUAACGAUUGAGUUUGGAGGUGGAGCCGAAUCGUUGUUCGAUAAGAAGAAAAAACACGAGGUUAACUUACCUGCUGGCGAAUGGAAAUUGAAACGUUUAUUACAUUGGAUAAAAGAUAACCUCUUGAAGGAACGAUUGGAACUAUUUAUGCAAGAGGAUACCGUACGACCAGGAAUUCUUGUUCUUGUAAACGACACUGAUUGGGAAUUAUUGCAUUCUAAUGUUCUCUUGAUUAAUGAUGUUAUUUUAAGAUAAACAUUAACAUCAUUUUAUUUAUUUUCUUUUUUUUUGCUUCAUACAAAGAAACAAAAAAAAAGAAAAGAAUAAAUAGAAUUAACCAUGCGAGAAACAGAUUCGUAUGAAGUUAGUUAGUUUCGCCGCUAGGCGUCUCUGAAGUUUGUUGCAAUGGCUGAUCAUUGAUGUAUAGUAUCGAAGACAACAACUUACAGGAAUCUACACUUAUCAACAUCGCAUUAGAUACUUUCGAACAGAAAGAGGAUCUUAAAAAAAUUUAAUCAACGAAAUAAUAAUCAACAAUUACUUCCAAAAAUAUACUUCAACUGAGAACGUAUUUCCCUAAAAAUAUGAUCUCCUAAAAUAUAUAAGAAUUUAUUUUCCAUUCCAUUUAAUAUUGUAACGGAGUUAACGUAACAUCAAACACAUUCACUGUGGGAGCUUGAAAAGCGUUAGCAACUCUUUCUUCCUCCCUCUCUCUUAUUCUCUUUCUUUUUCUCUCUCUCUUUCUCUCUCUCUCUCUCUCUCUCGAAAAGGGCGCAAAUCAUCUUGGCUCGCCACACCCGCGGGAAAAUUAUCAUUUUAAAUUUGUAAAUGUAUAGUAUAGGCUGUGAGGCGCUAUUAGAGCUCGUAGCUACUUUUAAAGGGAAGAAGGGUAGAGGGAGAACCAAAAAGCAGACGGGAGAAGGAUGAUGGGUUCGGCCAUUAUUAUGAUAAUACCAACGUUUCGCAAAGCUUCUCUCGCACACUUCGACUCCCACGUCUCUUUGUCUCGCUUUCACAUUUCACCCUCUGCUCUCUUUCUAUAUCUAUCUCUUUCUUACAUACACAUACACACACAUAUAUAUAUAUAUACGCAUAUAUAUAUAUAUAUAUAUAUAUAUAUAUAUAUAUAUAUAUACAUCCGUACGCGCUGGAACACACACACGUACAUACAGAGAAAUAUAGCUUGCAAGUUCCUUUGCUUUCCUCUUUUCCUUCCUAAAUGCUGCUUCAUCUCAUAUGCGACGUCCUUCCUUGGAAUACUUUUUCCUUUCUUCCUCGUCAAGAUCAAUUCGUAAAUUUGAAGGGAAACUCUCGUUUGGAUUUCUCGAGUAUUGUAAUAGAUCUCAUUCUUGUCCAGUGACGUUAUAACGAGAAGGAUUCUAUUCCAAAGUGAAAAUGUACAUAUAUACAUAUGUACGUUCCCUUUCAAUUUACGCGAGAUCCUUCGU